AUGACACAGCCAUCAUCUGACCUGCUUCGUCACCAUCCGGAGUCGAAAGAUGUUGGGAGUUCCCAGGGAGUGGCGUUGGCCUUGACCACACCUCCGGCUCGCGAUCGCACAUUCUGGUUCCCCUCUGCAUCCUCUGCUGAAAGAUUCUGCUCCUGCUUCGGCCAGAAAAGCGGUUGGAUUACAAGACGGGCGCGGGAUGCAUGUGGAUUCGCAGCAGAAGCAGUGCAUUACCACUGUAAGUACCACUGUAAGUACCACUGUAAGUACCACCGUAAGUACCACCGUAAGUACCACCGUAAGUACCACCGUAAGUACCCCUGUAAGUACCACCGUAAGUACCACCGUAAGUACCACCGUAAGUACCACCGUAAGUACCACCGUAAGUACCACCGUAAGUACCACCGUAAGUACCACUGUAAGUACCUAGAAUACCACCGUAAGUACCACCGUAAGUACCACCGUAAGUACCACCGUAAGUACCACCGUAAGUACCACCGUAAGUACCACCGUAAGUACCACCGUAAGUACCCCUGUAAGUACCACCGUAAGUACCACCGUAAGUACCACCGUAAGUACCACCGUAAGUACCACCGUAAGUACCACUGUAAGUACCUAGAAGUACCACUCUCCAGUCUCCCUUUCGCACUCUUUCAUAAUGACACCACCCCUCCAGGCGUCAACAAGGCGGGAGACAAAGCACCCGUGUAUUUGGGGUAA
Molecule: messenger RNA, 717 nt
Organism: Knipowitschia caucasica
Lineage: Eukaryota; Metazoa; Chordata; Actinopteri; Gobiiformes; Gobiidae
Source: the annotation of a GenBank genome assembly